AGAGAACACAAUGUUUUCAUUAUAUUAGAAUCAAAAUAGAGAGUAGUGAACACUUAUAAGUGCAAAAAGACAAUAAAAGAGACACAAAACUUAUAAAAUUAAUUCAAGUGAAAGUCCGUGGACUGAAAAUCAAUGAAGUUUUGUUCCUAAACAGAGGGUAAAUUUAAUUGCUAAUGCAAAAUCAAGUUAUUGGCAUAAAGAGCCUCAAUAAUAUUACGACAAUUAGAGAAUAAAGAUAUUUAUCAUCCAUAAAACUUGUUUUGCAGUUGUUUUCGAAUAAAUCAUUAAUAAAAACUUGUAAACAAAUUGCUACACAGUAACAUUGAGCAUUGAUCAAAGAGAAUAUGAUGUUGAAAUAUUAAAAAGUGCAAUCAUGAAUGUAAAACCAAAUUCUCGAACACUACCAAACUGUGCUCGGUGCAGUAAUCAUGGUUUAAAAAUUAAAUUACGUGCUCAUAAAAGAUUUUGUGCUUAUCGAUAUUGUAAUUGUGAAAAGUGUAAAUUAACAAAUGAUAGACAGCGUGACAUGGCAUUACAAACUGCAAUGCGACGUGCACAUAGACAAGAUGAAUCUCGUGUGUUACUUGAAGGUCAAAUUCCACAUCAACCAAAGGUUCCAAUGCCAAUAGCAAUUAAAAAUGAAUUUGUUAGUCAUGAGAAUGAUGAAUUUGAUGAAACGUCCAAUCAAACUGAUAAUGAUAGACCAGAUAGUGGGUUCGAUCCUCGAGAGUAUAAUGAAGAUAAUGAAUUUUCAACAUCUGCACAUUUACAGCCAUCGGAACCUGUACAUAGUCAUCCAGAGUUAACAGAGCAAUCGCAUUUUAUUGAAGAUGAAUACCAAGAUAGUGGGACGCAUUCACAGCAAGAUUUUAUAAUGAAGGCAGAGCAUAUUGUGACUAAAUUCAACUGCGUUCACGAAAUGGUACCGCUAAUGUAUGCUCUAGUAAAGUCUACAAGGGGAAAUAUUGAAUUAUCUGAGCGACUUCUUGAUGAAGGCAGAAGCGUCAUUCAGGAACACGUUAGAAAAAAUAAUCUAAACAUGUUUGAUGGUAAACCGAUGAGACGUUAUUGAAAAUCAAGUCAAUAUCUUUUAAUAUUUUAAGGAUCACAUUUAAGGUAAACAGUUCUCACUAUCAAAUUAAGGUUUUUGUAUUUCUUUAUGAA
Messenger RNA from Chironomus riparius, 1164 nucleotides. The record is from the annotation of a GenBank genome assembly. Lineage: Eukaryota; Metazoa; Arthropoda; Insecta; Diptera; Chironomidae.